Messenger RNA from Paramacrobiotus metropolitanus, 2010 nucleotides. Its product is annotated as hyccin 2-like. Gene Ontology annotation, biological process: phosphatidylinositol phosphate biosynthetic process; protein localization to plasma membrane. The transcript has 2 exons. The record is from RefSeq and is a predicted model, not a curated record. Bases 312 to 1694 code for a protein of 460 amino acids. NCBI's taxonomy places the organism in Eukaryota, Metazoa, Tardigrada, Eutardigrada, Parachela, Macrobiotidae. Gene Ontology annotation, cellular component: plasma membrane.
UUGGUUAGAACAUGGAAACUUUUCAUCACGGUAUUCUUUGAAGUCAAGUACUUUGCACUACUUGCUGUAAGUUUGGUUCAUUUGGAUAAAAAUUUGAUAGUCUGAAUAAUAUAUGCUGUUCGGAAAGGCAACAUGUGUUGGAGAACACAGACGGCUAAUGCGGAGAAAGUGGGAUUCUGACUCAUUACAUGAAUUUUGGAUUCUUGUGCUGCCUGUGCACCCUUUGUCACGCUUCCAUUUGCUUGAAGCUGGGCCCAAAUAAUUAAUUAGUCAGGCGGGUUUAGAUUUUACUAGUUCUGAAAGGAUUAAACAUGAGUGAUCGCUCUGGAAAUCAGACGAAAAUGGAUUCCCACAAAUCCCUCAAAGUAACCCUGGAUUUCGUGAGGGACGUGGAGCAGUUGUCUGUAGAUUCGUUAAUCAGACAGGGAUCUUCCUUUCAUUCGGAUGAAAAGCUGUUGGGCAAUCUGAUGGAAUUUCUCUUCUCGGAGCAGUCGGCCGAAGAACAGGCGCUUCUGGAACGCUUCUAUUACCAGCUCCUCCGCUGUUAUCGAACAUACGAUGAGCACUUAAUCAAGUUUGUCCACCAGUUCGUGUUUUGUUUGAUAUGGCGCCAUUUCCAGGACACCAUGAAAUCCCGGCAGUAUGGCAUCACCAUUCGACCAGGACUGGAUGCCUUAUUGAUUGUGGUGUACAAUUUGAUGAUUGUUGACAACGAAGGCCAAUAUAAAACCGAGAGCUAUACCAUACCGUCCCUAGCUAAUCUCAGCCUGUAUCAUGAUCCGGCCGAAUUUACGGUGAACAUUUUGAAAGGCAGUGCGGGCGGACGAGGUCGCAGCGAGACAGAUGAAGAGCGCCGCGUGGUCAUGGAAAGCCAUCCUCCGGUGGAAAGUUUGACGCGCACAAGAAAAUGGACGGUAUUCUGCGUUCUGCUGAGGACUGUCGCGCUGGAUUUAGCGUAUUACUCACGGGCAUGCCAAAAAAGUGCUAUCAUUAUGGGUCGGUUGCUCCUGCCUGUAAGCGCGGCCAGCGCCGUCCGUGCUGAUUUGGAACUAACUAUCCGCAAGGAACCCAGACCUUUUGAUAAACUUAAUUUCAAGUCUUUUUCGGUUGGAAAAGAUAAGAACAGGAUGAGUCAAGUGGUUCAGCCCAAAACAAUUUUGGACGAACGGUUUUUGUUGGACUUUCUGGAUAUUCUGUAUAUCUUAGCUUACCAGGGAUACUUCGACGAAUCUUUGGGUCUUGUUACCGACAUCUUGGACGAAGGUGAAUAUCGUUUCCUGGCAUCAGUGGUGCUCCUGGCUAGCGCCAUAAAAAACCGCUUAGAAACCGGUAAACAAGAUCCGGACGAGUUAGAGGAAGUGCCGCCGAUUGGUGUCAGCGCAGCAGAAGAUGAGAAAGAGAAGCCAAGCCGUAAAAUCUCGCAUUCCAGCGGUUCUGUGCGAGAGAAACGUCGAAAAUCCUUUAUGUCACGUAAAGAAACAAUGGUUCCGUCUGGAUCUAAAGAUCGCGGCGGAGAUUCCGUCACCGAAGUUCCGGAGAAUGAAAACUCAUGGAGAUCGGAGACGCCUAAUGACUCGAUGAUGGAUAUAGGCGACGGGUUGCACCGGUCUGCGGAGGCCUCACCCCAGCAGUCCAAAGUUUCGCCACGAACGUUUCAGGGUAAUUCUCCCCAUUCCAGUGAAACCAUCAUCUAAUCAUUAAUGUGUCUUUGAUUUGAUAGGCUUAUUGUAAUUUACUGUGUUUGCGCUGUCCGGUGGUUAAGUGAUUCACGCCUUUGAUCUGUUUUUCAGUAUGAUUUUGGGUUUUAUAUGUACAUACAUUUGAUUUUACUGCACCACUUUCUGUUUGUAUUGUGAGCGCAUUUUUUGAGAUUUAGUUUUACUGGUCAGUACUUCGGACUUUAGUUUUACUGGUCAGUAGUUUAAUAUUUAGUUAGGUUGUUUGAUUUGUAUCCGCACCACUCCUGAAAACGUGUUUCCGUUUGGAACCAUUGAAACUUGGCAAUAAAUG